CGGAAGCUCACAGAGACGAAUGGAGAGAAAGGUCAGAGAGAAAAGCCCAGAAACAGGGUGACUGACUGAACCACAGAGAAACACAGAAGGAGGAAGAAACAGACGCAAACAUUCAGAGGGACCUCCCGAGGCAGAGAGAGACUGACAGAGCCAAGGAGACGCGUGGGGAGCGUGUCAGAGAGAGGGGGACAGGCGCGCAGAGCCCAGGAACAGAUUGGAUCAGAGGGACACAGAAGGACAAGCAGCGUUCAGAGGAGGGGGCCUCAGAGACGCAGGCACAGAGGGAGAUUCGCAGUGCCAGGGAGACAAAUAGAGACAGAGACCCAAGGAUUUACAGGACUGACACACAGGGAGACGCCCAGCCAGGGAGACUGAAAUGCAGUGAGACGGGAUGGGAGAGAGAGAGAGAGGGAGAGACCACGACCCAGAGAGGGUCAAGGGACGGAUGACGGACACAGAUGGACACACAGGGAAAGCAAGAGGUGCAGAAACAGAAAUUCCCAGACACAGAGAGAGAAAAAAGAUCCGCCCAGAGAGAGCGAGAGACCAAGAGAAAGACAAUCUCAGAGACAGACAUAAAAAUUCACAGAGACCCAGAGAGAAAUAAGGACGCAGGGACAUGGGAGAGAGCCUGCCUGUUCACUAGUGGAGCUCAGCACUAAACGCAAAGUUUGUUGAUUGAGUGCACGAAAACAGCUUGGCCCAGCCCGGGACACAGAGCUCCGCGUGCCGCCGCGGCAGGAUCCUGGUUCCUGAGCUGUUCCGGGGGCCAUGGCGGGCCUGGGCCCCGGUGGAGGCGAUUCAGAGGGGGGACCCCGGCCCCUGUUUUGCAGAAAGGGGGCUCUGAGGCAGAAGGUGGUCCACGAAGUCAAGAGCCACAAGUUCACUGCUCGUUUCUUCAAGCAGCCAACCUUCUGCAGCCACUGCACCGACUUCAUCUGGGGGAUUGGAAAGCAGGGCCUGCAAUGUCAAGUCUGCAGCUUUGUGGUUCAUCGGCGAUGCCACGAAUUCGUGACCUUCGAGUGUCCAGGCGCCGGGAAGGGCCCCCAGACGGACGACCCCCGGAACAAGCACAAGUUCCGCCUGCACAGCUACAGCAGCCCCACCUUCUGCGACCACUGCGGCUCCCUGCUCUACGGGCUGGUGCACCAGGGCAUGAAAUGCUCCUGCUGCGAGAUGAACGUGCACCGGCGCUGUGUGCGCAGCGUGCCGUCCCUGUGCGGCGUGGACCACACCGAGCGCCGCGGGCGCCUGCAGCUGGAGAUCCGCGCCCCAACUUCGGACGAGAUCCACGUCACCGUCGGUGAGGCCCGUAACCUCAUCCCAAUGGACCCCAACGGUCUGUCGGAUCCCUACGUGAAACUGAAGCUCAUCCCUGACCCUCGGAACCUGACGAAACAGAAGACCCGGACCGUGAAAGCCACACUGAACCCCGUGUGGAACGAGACCUUCGUAUUCAACCUGAAGCCGGGCGACGUGGAGCGCCGGCUCAGCGUGGAGGUGUGGGACUGGGACCGGACUUCCCGCAACGACUUCAUGGGCGCCAUGUCCUUCGGCGUCUCGGAGCUGCUCAAGGCGCCCGUGGACGGCUGGUACAAGUUACUGAACCAGGAGGAGGGCGAAUAUUACAAUGUGCCGGUGGCCGAUGCUGACAACUGCAGCCUCCUCCAGAAGUUUGAGGCCUGUAACUAUCCCCUGGAGCUGUAUGAGCGGGUGCGGAUGGGCCCGUCUUCCUCCCCCAUCCCCUCCCCAUCCCCUAGCCCCACCGACUCCAAGCGCUGCUUCUUCGGGGUGAGCCCUGGGCGCCUGCACAUCUCCGACUUCAGCUUCCUCAUGGUUCUAGGAAAAGGCAGUUUUGGGAAGGUGAUGCUGGCCGAGCGCAGGGGCUCCGAUGAGCUCUACGCCAUCAAGAUCCUGAAGAAGGACGUGAUCGUGCAGGACGACGACGUGGACUGCACGCUGGUGGAGAAGCGCGUGCUGGCACUGGGGGGCCGAGGCCCGGGCGGUCGGCCUCACUUCCUCACCCAGCUCCACUCCACCUUCCAGACCCCGGAUCGCCUGUAUUUCGUGAUGGAGUAUGUCACCGGGGGCGACUUGAUGUACCACAUUCAACAAUUGGGCAAGUUUAAGGAGCCCCAUGCAGCGUUCUACGCGGCAGAGAUCGCCAUCGGCCUCUUUUUUCUCCACAACCAAGGCAUCGUCUACCGGGACCUGAAACUGGACAACGUGAUGCUGGAUGCCGAAGGACACAUCAAAAUCACUGACUUCGGCAUGUGUAAGGAGAACGUCUUCCCCGGGUCCACCACCCGCACCUUCUGCGGGACCCCGGACUACAUAGCCCCCGAGAUCAUUGCCUACCAGCCCUAUGGGAAGUCUGUGGAUUGGUGGUCAUUUGGGGUUCUCCUCUACGAGAUGUUGGCAGGACAGCCUCCCUUUGAUGGAGAAGAUGAGGAGGAGCUGUUUCAGGCCAUCAUGGAACAAACCGUCACCUACCCCAAGUCGCUUUCCCGGGAAGCUGUGGCCAUCUGCAAGGGGUUCCUAACCAAGCACCCAGGGAAGCGCCUGGGCUCGGGGCCUGACGGGGAGCCCACCAUCCGCGCCCACGGCUUCUUCCGCUGGAUCGACUGGGAGCGGCUGGAACGGCUGGAGAUCCCGCCGCCCUUCCGCCCCCGCCCGUGCGGCCGCAGCGGCGAGAACUUCGACAAGUUCUUCACGCGGGCGGCGCCGGCGCUGACGCCCCCAGACCGCCUGGUCCUGGCCAGCAUCGACCAGUCUGAGUUCCAGGGCUUCACCUACAUUAACCCGGAUUUCGUGCACCCGGAUGCCCGCAGCCCCGUCAGCCCGGUCCCCGUGCCCGUCAUGUGACCCCCCCCGCCGCUGCCGGGUGUCCCCAUUGCCCCCUCCGCCGCGCCGGCCGUCGCCCCCUCCACCGCCCCCUUGAAUUCUAGAUCCUCCCCCAGCAUUCUGGCCUCUGCCCCGUGGGUUCCGGAUCCCCCUCCCGAGCAUCCCUGGCACUCUGGGCUCCCUGCGGGCGCUAGAGCCUCCCGGUGUUCCCGAUUCUGCCGUGCUGGGGCCUACAAUCCUCCCCCCAGCUCCCACAGGUUCCAGAACUACUUCCACCGCCCCAAUCCCAUGGGGUUCUAGACUCCGUCUUGGUAGGUUCUAUUUCUCUCCUCCCACCCCCUCCCUCUGGGAAAUAGUCUCACGGUGGGGGGGGCUGUUCCAGACUCGGAGUCCAGAACAAACCCUCCCCUCCGAGGCUCCUCCCACCUCCACUCCAGUUCUGGAGUAAGUGGGGGGCUGUGCCGCCAGGCUCCUGCGCCCCCUCCUCGACGCCCCGGGGAUUCCUGGGAUGUACGGGGGGCUCACCCCCCCACCACCACCGUUCUCACUCAGCUUUUGUUCUAGACUCCCCCGUCCUAAACCCAUCACUGCUCGCCAGUGCAUGGCUCCAGUCCUGCUCGGAAACUCCCUCCCCCAUGCCCGCCACUCUCUGGGGCUCCCGCCUCCUCCUCCUCGUCCCUCUGCCUCUCCCACCCGGCCACAGCUGCUGGGGAAUAAAUUUGGGAUGCUG
Molecule: messenger RNA, 3574 nt
Organism: Choloepus didactylus (southern two-toed sloth)
Lineage: Eukaryota; Metazoa; Chordata; Mammalia; Pilosa; Megalonychidae
Gene: PRKCG
Product: protein kinase C gamma
Exons: 19
Coding region: 772-2865 (697 amino acids)
Biological process (GO): protein phosphorylation
Molecular function (GO): zinc ion binding; ATP binding; diacylglycerol-dependent serine/threonine kinase activity
Source: RefSeq, a predicted model, not a curated record